Molecule: messenger RNA, 645 nt
Organism: Megalops cyprinoides (Indo-Pacific tarpon)
Lineage: Eukaryota; Metazoa; Chordata; Actinopteri; Elopiformes; Megalopidae
Gene: npat
Product: nuclear protein, ataxia-telangiectasia locus
Exons: 2
Coding region: 1-645 (214 amino acids)
Cellular component (GO): nucleus
Molecular function (GO): transcription coregulator activity
Source: RefSeq, a predicted model, not a curated record
AUGACAAGCCCCCCAGGGAAGCAUCACGUCACGGUCAACAAGGAGAACCAGCUUGAGGGGAGGAGCUGGCGGGAACGAGUCAUGGUGACACCCACACAGCCAGGGGACUCCCCGGUUAGCUCAUCCGUCCAGAAGGCGUCCUGUAAGACCAGCCCCCUCACCAAACUGGCAGCCAAGAUUCUGCAGGUUGGGCGGUGCCCCACCUCCGCCUCACCUGAGACGCUCCUCCUUCCCAGAACCCCGGAGUCAGGUCGCCCCCCAGAGGAGCGGUUGGACUGUCAAGAAAGCCCCGUCCUGAAUGGAGAGGCCACGCCCCGACAGCCCUCUCAGACCACGACCCCGGACGUCCCUGCCUGCAGCCCGGCCAGCGAGGCUGGCAGCGAGAGCAGCGUCAGCAUGGCAGCUCGCACGCUGAUCAUCCUGUCCCGCGCCACCCAGCUCAGAGACGGCAGCCAGCAGAGGGCACCCCACACCAAGGCCACAAAGCGCAAGCACACCCAACCGCUCACCACACCCGCUGCCAGGAAGCAGCUCCAGCUCUCCGCCAGCAUGAGGAAGGCCAAGAAACGGAAGCAGCAGCUGGACUCCCUCCCCAAUGACCUGGACGUGGACAAGUUCCUGUCCUCGCUGCACUACGAUGAGUGA